Molecule: messenger RNA, 1817 nt
Organism: Phoenix dactylifera (date palm)
Lineage: Eukaryota; Viridiplantae; Streptophyta; Magnoliopsida; Arecales; Arecaceae
Product: putative sugar phosphate/phosphate translocator At3g11320
Source: RefSeq, a predicted model, not a curated record
AAAUUAGUAAUAAAGGAAACGGAGAGCGAGAGCGCGCGACAAAGAGCGAGAGCGAGAGCGCUUCAAGAUCUCCGCGCUUGCGAUCCAACUACUGAAUCCACGGAAAGCUUCUUCCCUCCUCUCUUCCGCGGACAAAGUCUACGUUUUCUCAGCUCCGUCUCUCUCUAUUUCUUUGCUUUCUCUUCUUCUUGUUCCUCCCCCAAUUUCCGUUCGGACAGAUCUCAUUAAAUCCUUCUCUUCGAUCCUCCCCCCUUAAAAUUCGAACCCUAAUUUUCCAAACCCUAAAUCAUCUCCCAGUGAAGAAAAAAGCGCCCAAAUCCUAUUUAUACCCGUGGAUCCCAUCUAUAUUUCUUCCUGGAUCUUGAAUCCAUAGAGGAGUAAAGGGGAGAGAUGAGCGCGAAGGGCGGCUCGGGGGCGUCGCUGGCGACCGGGCGGCUGUUCACGCUGGGGCUGGUUGCGGCGUGGUAUUCGUCGAACAUCGGGGUGCUUCUUUUGAACAAAUACCUUCUGAGCAACUACGGAUUCAAGUACCCGAUCUUCCUCACCAUGUGCCACAUGGCAUCCUGCUCGCUGCUCAGCUACGUCGCCAUCGCCUGGCUCAAGGUCGUACCCAUGCAGACCGUCAGAUCCCGCAUCCAGUUCUUGAAGAUCUCGGCGCUCAGUCUUGUCUUCUGCGGCUCGGUCGUCAGCGGCAAUGUCUCCCUUCGCUAUCUCCCGGUUUCCUUCAAUCAGGCGGUCGGCGCGACGACGCCCUUCUUCACGGCGGUCUUCGCCUACGUUAUAACCGUCCGCCGGGAGGCCUGGAUCACUUACCUCACGCUUGUUCCUGUCGUCACCGGCGUCAUCAUCGCUAGCGGGGGAGAGCCAAGUUUUCAUUUGUUUGGGUUUAUUAUGUGCAUUGGUGCAACUGCUGCAAGGGCACUUAAGUCAGUGUUGCAAGGAAUUUUAUUAUCCUCUGAAGGGGAAAAGCUUAAUUCUAUGAAUCUCCUUCUGUACAUGGCUCCGAUAGCAGUAGUGUUCCUGCUUCCAGCAACAAUUAUUAUGGAGGAAAACGUGGUUGGCAUCUUAUUAGCGCUUGCCAGAAAAGAUUUCAAAAUUAUUUGGUAUCUGCUAUUUAAUUCUUCUCUGGCAUAUUUUGUGAAUUUGACCAAUUUCUUGGUCACCAAACAUACCAGUGCCUUGACUCUCCAGGUUCUGGGAAAUGCCAAAGGUGCUGUGGCCGUGGUUGUCUCAAUUUUAAUAUUUAAGAACCCAGUAUCUCUGAUAGGGAUGCUUGGUUAUACCCUCACAGUCAUUGGUGUCAUUCUUUACAGUGAAGCUAAGAAACGUAACAAAUAAGAAUCUCUGGUUGCUCCGAGCGUGUUCUGUUUCAUUCUAUGGGUGGCAACAACUUCGUGAUGCCUGGGGUUGGUUGGCAUGCUUUUAUUAUUUGUUCAUGUCAUGUGUUGCGCCUUAUUCUUUUUACAGAAACCGUACAAUGGUUUCCGUGCGGCUCCUACAAUGACCAACUAGUGAGUGUAGGUGAGAAGAAUCUCAAUAAAGAGCACUAAUAUGCCUUGAUUUUGCUACCAGGGGUCCGGAGGGUAUUCUCAACCCUCGUCUAAGAUAUGGAGAUUUUUUCAAGGAACUGGGAUCUGCUAAAAUUGGUCUGGUUUUCAAGGAACUGAGAUCUGUUGCUUUUUGAUUAAGUAACAAAAUGUGACAUUAUUUCAUUUUUCAUUUACAGAAGAUGUAGGCAUAAUGUUUUUGUUAUUUUAAGAAUGUGCUAUUGAAUACCGCUGAUACAAAAAUAUAAUGGAGAUGGUUGGGUUUUCUUA